Molecule: messenger RNA, 2434 nt
Organism: Ricinus communis (castor bean)
Lineage: Eukaryota; Viridiplantae; Streptophyta; Magnoliopsida; Malpighiales; Euphorbiaceae
Product: protein PLASTID MOVEMENT IMPAIRED 2
Exons: 3
Coding region: 226-2178 (650 amino acids)
Source: RefSeq, a predicted model, not a curated record
GAAAAAAAAAAAAAUACUAACAGGAGGCAGCGAUUCCUCCAAUAUUAGCCAAUCAUCCGGAUCCAUUCACUCUCUUCUCUCCCUCUGCCGUUUUAUCUUAUAAAACCAUUUUCUUGGGCAUAGCUUACCCAGCUCAGAAAUGUCUCCCUAAACCACUAUCUUAUAAAAAUAGACUAUUAUGCAUCUAGAGAUUCAUAAACUGUAUGCAGCAUUAUCAGCUGAGAAAUGGAUAGAAGAGCCUUUGAUGAUAGAAGAAGAAUCGGGACAGUUAAAGCAGCAAUUAAUAUGUACGGGGAAAGAAUUCUUGAAGGCAGUUCUUCAUUAAGGAAAUCCCAGAAAGAUUUACCUGAGCAGUCUUCUUCAAGAGCCAAAGAGUUGCACUUGGCAAAGAGAAACAUGGCUAGAUAUAAAGAAAGCAGAAAGAUAGCAGAGUCAGUGAAAAACCAAGCAGAAUCUGAGCUUUCAAAGGCUAGAAAGACUGUGAAGGAUUUAGCUCUACAAAUUGAAGAAUCGAAUUCCCAGGUGAAAGCAAGGGUACGGGAUGUGGAAACAUUAAAGAAGUCGAGCAAGCGUGAAGGUAAGGGUUUGGAUAUUAAGAGUUCUGAGAGUCAUCAUCAGUAUGCAGAAAUGAAGAAGGAAUUAGAACUUGUGAAGGAAGAAUUGAGUAAACUUAAGCUUGAUAUGGCUUCUGUUUUGGAAGAGAAAUCGCGGGCUGAGAAGGAAAUUGAAAGCUCAAGUUCUAAAUUGCUGCCUAAUUUGAGCUCUGUGGAUGCACUCAGGAAGGAGAUCGAGGAGGUAAAUGAGGAGCAUGUACUUGCUGAGUUAGCGCGAAUUGAGGCAUUGAAAGAGUUUGAAGAAAUUCAGGCUCAAAGAGAGGAGGAAGCAAGUGAAUUCUCAAUUGAAAUGGAGAAGACUAGAGAGAAAAUGAAGGUUGCUAAUGAGGAGAUUGAUCAUUCCAAAGAGCUUCAGUCUAAAUUGGCUGUUACAUUAACUGAUGUGGAUGUUUUACAAAAUGAACUAAAGGUUGUUAAAGAAAUUGAAAAGAAGGUACUGAGAAAUGACAGCCUGAAGCAUUCAGGAGGCAGUUUUCAAAGAAGCAAUGAAUUGGAGGAUUCACGGCCAUUGAGUUCUAUUGCAGAAGAGUUGGAGGCAGCGAAGGAGGAACUUUCUUCAGUUAAAGAAGAGGGUUUUCAGUUCAUGGCCUCAAUGGAUAUUAUAAGGAAUGAGCUCAAGCAUGUUACGGAAGAAACAGCUGAGUUGGAGAAAAAAGAACAGAAGGCAGAAUUAACAGUUCAAAAUCUGAAGUCAAAGCUUCUUAGAGCGAAAUCUAAACUGGAAAAUGCAACUGAAGCUGAGGAGAAGGCUAAAUCAAUUGUGUCCAAUCUGUCUGUCACACGUGAUCAGUUAAAAACAGAAGCAGAAGUGGCAGGGAAAGAGAAGAAGCUUAUUAGUGAAGAAACUGCUAAUGUUAAGGCAGAAAUCCAGAAAACUGAGUCUGAAAUAGAUGCAACUGAGGAAAGAUUGCAGGCUGCAAUGCAAGAACUCGAGGCAGUCAAAGCAUCAGAAGCUUCAGCUCUUGACAGCCUUCAAAAUCUUAUUGAAAAUGCCAUGAGAACCAGAGAUUUUGCUUCACAACAAACUUCCUCAAUUACCAUUUCGAAGUUUGAGUAUGAGUACUUAACAGGAAGAGCAGUCAGGGCUGAAGAAAUUGCGGAUAAAAAGGUUGCAGCAGCUCAAGCAUGGGUUGAAGCACUGAAAGCCAGCGAGAAGGAGGUAUUGAUGAGAAUCGAAAUGGCUCACAGAGAAAUCAGAGAGACUAGAGUGGAAGAAGAGCAGGAGGUAUAUCGAACCGAGAGGUCAAUGUCUGCAAAGAGAGCAGUAGAGGGAGAAAUAAGAAAUUGGAGACAAAAGCAGCAGAAGAAAACACAAGCUGAGAACCUGCAAAGCCAAACACCAAGAAAAUCAAUACAAAAUAAUAAUGGCAAUUCGAGUCCAAGAAAGUCCAUGAAAGGUAAUAGUAACUGGACUCCAUCUAAACGAGGAAGGGUUCGAAAUUCUGCCUCUCCAGCAAUCAGAACGACUCCCGGAUCAACUUCUUUUAUUAUCAGGAAGAAGAAAAAAGUGAUGCCAGAUCUAGUCAAGCUUUUUGGUGGCAAGAGAACUCGCAAGCAUGCAUAGCGUUCUUAAAUAUUCUUGUCUCCAUCUAUGGUUGAUCCUAAAUCUCCUCAGCAUUAAGAAUUUUGCAAGCUAACAGUUCAAUUGGUAGUUUUGGAAUUGGUGCUUGUCUUCCAAGUUUCAUUUGCUUUUAGAUUCACGAAUCUGAAACUUGGACUAGUAAGUUGCGUGAGGCUUUCAUGUAUAGCAACUGCAAUUUUCACUUCUUAAAUUAAAGUAUGUGCCAUCAGGCAGUGAUGGUGUGAACAUUCUUAUGGAA